Pogoniulus pusillus (Red-fronted tinkerbird) is the source of this 1429-nucleotide messenger RNA. It is a transcript of the gene MDH2, whose product is annotated as malate dehydrogenase 2. Lineage: Eukaryota; Metazoa; Chordata; Aves; Piciformes; Lybiidae. The transcript is spliced from 10 exons. Bases 57 to 1232 code for a protein of 391 amino acids. Gene Ontology annotation, molecular function: L-malate dehydrogenase (NAD+) activity. Gene Ontology annotation, cellular component: mitochondrion; cytoplasm. Gene Ontology annotation, biological process: malate metabolic process; tricarboxylic acid cycle. The record is from RefSeq and is a predicted model, not a curated record.
CGAGAGGCGCGAGCCGUCCCGGCGCUGGAGGUCGUUCGAGUCACGGAGCUCGCGCCAUGCUGUCCCGCGCCGCCCCCGCAGCGCUGCGCCGCGGCCUGGCCACCGGCACCCAGCUACGGCCCGCACCGGCACCGGCACUGCCCCUGCGCCGCGGCCUGGCCACCGGCACCCAGCUACGGCCCGCACCGGCACCGGCCCUGCGCCGCGGCCUGGCCACCGGCACCCAGGUACGGCCCGCACCGGCACCGGCCCUGCGCCGCGGCCUGGCCACCGGCACCCAGAACAAUGCCAAGGUGGCAGUGCUGGGAGCCUCGGGGGGCAUUGGGCAGCCUCUGUCCCUGCUGCUGAAGAACAGUCCCCUGGUCAGCAAGCUCAGCCUCUACGACAUCGCCCACACGCCCGGGGUGGCCGCGGACCUCAGCCACAUCGAGACCAGGGCCACUGUCAAAGGUUUCAUGGGAGCUGAGCAGCUGCCUGAGUGCCUAAAGGGUUGUGAUGUUGUUGUUAUUCCUGCUGGAGUGCCCAGAAAACCAGGCAUGACUCGUGAUGACCUCUUCAACACCAAUGCCAGCAUUGUUGCCACCUUGACCACUGCCUGUGCAAAGCACUGUCCAGAGGCCAUGAUCUGCAUCAUCUCCAACCCGGUGAACUCAACCAUCCCAAUCACCUCAGAGGUCUUCAAGAAGCAGGGAGUCUACAACCCCAAAAAGAUCUUCGGGGUCACCACACUAGACAUUGUCAGAGCAAACACCUUCGUGGCUGAGCUCAAGGGCUUGGAUCCAGCUCGAGUCACUGUUCCAGUGAUUGGUGGCCAUGCUGGGAAGACCAUCAUCCCUCUGAUCUCCCAGUGCACACCAAAAGUGGACUUCCCUCAGGAUCAACUGGUGAAGCUCACAGGGAGGAUUCAAGAAGCUGGCACUGAAGUUGUCCAGGCUAAAGCAGGAGCAGGCUCUGCCACCCUGUCCAUGGCCUACGCCGGUGCUCGCUUUGUCUUCUCCCUGCUGGAAGCCAUGAACGGGAAGCAGGGAGUUGUGGAGUGCUCCUUUGUGAAGUCAGAGGAGACAGAGAGCCCUUACUUCUCCACUCCUCUGCUGCUGGGGAAAAAUGGGAUUGAGAAGAACCUGGGCAUUGGCAAGAUCACUCCCUUUGAAGAGAAGAUGGUUGCUGAGGCCAUGGCUGAGCUGAAGGCUUCCAUCAAGAAAGGAGAGGAUUUUGCCAAGAACUUCAAGUGAAGAGGAGUUGAUGACAGAGAGAGAGAGAGAAAGAGAGAGAGAGAAGCUACCAACUCCCUUAAUUUAUUAUAGGCAUCAUGGCAGUGUACAGCUGGGAUCCAGAGCUCCUGCUUUGGGGAAGUCUUGUCUCAGCAUAAUGAAUGUUGCCAGUCCACAGCCUCAUCAUCAAUAAAUGGCCUCAUUUUUUCAGUGUCCCA